Molecule: messenger RNA, 1164 nt
Organism: Ceutorhynchus assimilis (cabbage seed weevil)
Lineage: Eukaryota; Metazoa; Arthropoda; Insecta; Coleoptera; Curculionidae
Source: the annotation of a GenBank genome assembly
AUGCCCAGAGUAAGAGGACGCAGAGAUACAGUCGAAGAUCGAGAAGUGCCGAUACCAUUUGCCAGUCCUGUUAGAAUUCCGGCGAUCAACAUAAAACUACCUCAGUUUUGGAGCCAUGAUUCGGUGUUAUGGUUUGUUCAAGUUGAAGCAGUUUUCUCAAACUAUGGUAUCACCGACUCGAAGAUCAAAUAUAAUCACAUUAUUACUGCUUUGCCGCCUGAAACUGCUAGCUAUCUGAGAGAUAUUUUGGUAGACAAUACCUUCUCAAACUUUCAUGGUACAAAAAUGUCUUGCUCAAAGUGCGAUAAGGAAAUGUCAGCAGAAGAUGCAUCUUAUAAAAUCAUAUGUGAUAUUUGCAGUAAGCCGUAUUGUCUAAGAUGCUCUAAAAUUACAAAAUCUGAGGCAUAUGUAACCCGCCUUCAAGAGCGCACGAUGAUAUUUUGCUGCAGAGCAUGCAAUUCUGAUGAUCUAACAAACUGUAUAAAAACCCAAAAAUUGGUUAGGGGGGAGAUUGAAAGAUUCAACAAGCUAUACACAAGUACUCAUUCGGAAAUAAUUAAAGCUGUGUCACAAGACCUGUCCAAAAAUUUGUUGGAGGUAGUGAACCAAGCUAUAGCUACUCCAAUUCAGGAAACUAUGGAUAAAAAAAUGCAAGAUUUUGCACGGAUGAAAAAACGAAAUCAAGACAAAUUUCCUGCCCUAGAUCAAACCUUCCUAAAGGAAAUGUUUCUCCAUCAUCUUCCGUCAAAUAUCAAGAUAGGGUUACUUGCUCUAAAGGACAGUUCAGACAUCAGAGAACUUGCAAAAAUGGCUGACAAUAUUUUUGAAUCUUUUGAUCAGCAAUCAUCAAUAUCUGCAAAUGGAAUUAAUAAAUCAUCGGGAUUAAAUGAAAAAUUUGACAAACUAUCAAACGAAGUAGCUGAGCUGAAGAAACUUGUUGAAUCAUCUACAAGACAACCUAAAAGAUCAGUCAAUUCAACAAGUCCCACAGAGAACUGUAUCUGUUGGUAUCAUAGUAAUUAUGGGAAGAAGGCAAAGAAACAAUCUUGGCCUUCAGUUACUUUUAACAAGACGCCGGUGCCCCGCCCUACAAGGAACAUAUCGCAACAUUUACACGAACUUUUUAGGGAAGAUGUUCCAUUUACCAAUGGACCUGUUAGGUAG